AUGCCCGAACACACCCAACACCCCGAGCCAACGCCUACACCAGCCCCAACAUACAGCGAAGCCCCAGAAGUCGUCACCCCAGACCAUCAGAACCAAGGCCCAGUCAGCCCAUAUUCCGACACCAAUUCAUACACCGGUCAAUCUCUCCCAUCCACCCUACACACAAGCCACACACCAACGCCAGUAAACGGUCCCUCGGAAAAACAAUACCCCCACCAACCCGAUUCCAUCGGUCAAGCACCAGCAUACGACGCGUCGACAUCAAUGUCUGCUCCCCCCGAGAAGGCAUACCCGGGCCAGCCCCUACCACAGUAUUCACAGGCACAAGCGCAAGCUCAAGCACAACUCCAGGGUCACCCGCAGCAGUACUACACGCCUACCGGCCAUUCUAGUGGAUAUGCCACGUCUGUACCGCUGCACUGUGUCCAGUCUGCGCCUUGUCCGGUUGAUUGUCCUGUUUGUGGAGAGCGGGAGAUGACUAGUGUUGAGUCUGUUAGUGGCGGGACUACGCAUGGCUGGGCUGCUAUUCUUUGCUUCUGUUGCUGUCUCGGAUGUAUCCCUUACUUGAUGUCGUCGCUUAAGGAUGUCGAGCAUUCUUGUGGGAAGUGUGGUGCUAAGCUUGCGAAAUGGCAUAAUAGUGGUCGUGUAAAUGUUUUGCAGAAUGGAGCGAGGAAGUGA
This is a messenger RNA of Penicillium hordei, 678 nucleotides long. Its product is annotated as LITAF-like zinc ribbon domain-containing protein. The record is from RefSeq and is a predicted model, not a curated record. The transcript is spliced from 3 exons. Gene Ontology annotation, molecular function: zinc ion binding. The coding region runs from base 1 to 678 and encodes 225 amino acids. NCBI's taxonomy places the organism in Eukaryota, Fungi, Ascomycota, Eurotiomycetes, Eurotiales, Aspergillaceae.